AUGGCCAUCCGACACUCACCCAACAAGCGACUCACACUAAGCGAAAUCUAUGCGUUCCUUCAGCAACAGUUUCCGUUCUUCCGCAGCUCCUACCAGGGCUGGAAGAAUUCCGUGCGCCACAAUCUCAGUUUGAAUGAAUGCUUUGUGAAGUUACCCAAGGGGUUAGGAAGGCCCGGGAAGGGGCAUUACUGGACGAUUGACCCAUCGUCUGAAUUCAUGUUUGAGGAAGGGUCGUUUAGGCGGCGUCCGCGUGGGUUUCGUCGCAAGUGCCAGGCGUUGAAGCCACAGUUUGGGAGCGGGAGCUACUUGUGUGGAGGUGGAGUGGCCGCGUUACCGCCAUCUCAACCAACGGGAUAUGAACUGGCGGGUGGUAGUGGCACAAACCCCAGCGGCUCGACGUCCAUAGACUAUGGAGCAUGCGCAUACGCACACUCAGGCUCUGGCGGUCAACAACUGGCUUAUGGAGGCGAGUACUGUUCAUACGGUGGAAUGGGCGAGCGCGAAUGGCCUCUUGCAUACAGCUCUGUGGAGCCAGCUUACCGGCCUCCCCCUCCUUCGCCACCCUCGCGCCAUGAUCUGCCCGACAUCAUUCCCAACUACCAAUAUGCCGUCGCCAACGAUCACGGUAAGUCUUUGAUUGUCAUACUUAUCAUUAUAUUAUCAAUAGACAUUUUAACUGUCGGAAGUGAUAGUUUAUAA
Parnassius apollo (apollo) is the source of this 699-nucleotide messenger RNA. Lineage: Eukaryota; Metazoa; Arthropoda; Insecta; Lepidoptera; Papilionidae. The record is from the annotation of a GenBank genome assembly.